This is a messenger RNA of Eubalaena glacialis (North Atlantic right whale), 3833 nucleotides long. It is a transcript of the gene SRSF10, whose product is annotated as serine and arginine rich splicing factor 10. Lineage: Eukaryota; Metazoa; Chordata; Mammalia; Artiodactyla; Balaenidae. The record is from RefSeq and is a predicted model, not a curated record. The transcript is spliced from 6 exons. Bases 187 to 975 code for a protein of 262 amino acids. Gene Ontology annotation, molecular function: RNA binding.
AAGAACCGUUGCAGGUCCCGGCGUAGCACUCAGGUAGGAGGUGGGGGGAGGCGGGAGUGAACUCUCGCGAGAAGAGGCGGUUGCCGUAGCGGAGUCCUCUGGCUGUGUGUCUCGAGGUUCCGGCGCCGGAGCUGCGGACGGUUUGCUGAGCCCGUUAGUGUCCCGUUUGAGACCCACGCCGCCGUCAUGUCCCGGUACCUGCGUCCCCCCAACACGUCUCUCUUCGUAAGGAACGUGGCGGACGAUACCAGGUCUGAAGAUUUACGACGCGAAUUCGGUCGUUAUGGUCCUAUAGUUGAUGUGUAUGUUCCACUUGAUUUCUACACUCGCCGUCCAAGAGGAUUUGCAUAUGUUCAAUUUGAGGAUGUUCGUGAUGCAGAAGAUGCUUUACAUAAUUUGGACAGAAAAUGGAUUUGUGGACGCCAAAUUGAAAUACAGUUUGCACAGGGGGAUCGAAAGACUCCAAAUCAGAUGAAAGCCAAGGAAGGGAGGAAUGUGUAUAGUUCUUCACGCUAUGAUGAGUAUGACAGAUAUAGACGUUCUAGAAGCCGAAGUUACGAAAGAAGGAGAUCAAGAAGUCGUUCCUUUGAUUACAACUAUAGAAGAUCUUAUAGUCCUAGAAACAGUAGACCGACUGGAAGACCACGGCGUAGCAGAAGCCAUUCCGACAAUGAUAGAUUCAAACACCGAAAUCGAUCUUUUUCAAGAUCUAAAUCCAAUUCAAGAUCACGGUCCAAGUCCCAGCCCAAGAAAGAAAUGAAGGCUAAAUCACGUUCUAGGUCUGCAUCUCACACCAAAACUAGAGGCACCUCUAAAACAGAUUCCAAAACACAUUAUAAGUCUGGCUCAAGAUAUGAGAAGGAAUCAAGGAAAAAAGAACCACCUAGAUCCAAAUCUCAGUCAAGAUCACAGUCUAGGUCUAGGUCAAAAUCUAGAUCAAGGUCUUGGACUAGUCCUAAGUCCAGUGGCCACUGAUAGUAUAAACCAUGAUAUUUUUAGGCAUGUAUCAUUCAUUUACUCAUAGUUUGGUUUACUUAAAUUAUCAGGAAUACAAUGUUGCAAUGAUGCUUAAAAAAAACACUUGUCAGUUUUCCCUGUACCAGGCAAUGGUUAUUAUUAAAAUGAAAUGCUGUUGAGAAGCCACUCUUAAGAGUCCAGUUUGUUUAAUGUUAUGGGCAGCUACCAAUUUGUGGUGUCUCUGUAUAUUUUUGUAAAGAUUCUCAUUUUUUAAUGCUUGAGGUAUUGGUGAAAAGAUGUUGGUUGACCAUAAUUUGCAACAUUGUCUUAUUAAAAAUAAACUUUCAUAUCCAUAUUUGGUAGAACUGUUAACCUAGAAAUGUAGCUUGCUAAUAAGGUAGAAUGAUACAAAAGUGAAGUUGUAGCCACCGUACAACACUGACCCGACUAGACACAUUUAGGUUCAGGGUGGACCUUUUUGUCUUGUCAAGGUGUCGAGACCCACGAUGAUAAUUUAUGGCACAGUGUGGAAUAGUUCUUUUGUUAACCCCACUGUCUCGGGAAAUGACGCCAACUGGGUUAAGUAGCAUUUUCAGGGAGAUGGAGUUUUUGAUUGAAACACGGAGCCUUCACUUUUCUGGUUUCUGUGAAGAUUUGGAACCAUACAAACAUCGGAAAAACCCCCCUUAAAAUUUGGGCAGGUUGAUGAUGGCAGAAAUAAUUUUAAGGGGAAAAGAAUGCUCUUAUGCAGUUACUCUAAACUUUAAGGAGCAUUGUUGACCAUAAUAUUGCUUAGUUUUCUUACUGCUGUUAAAAGCAAGUAAAGUGUUUUCAAAGUAGGUUUUGUUUGUGUGUGCGCAUAGUGUAAAAGGACUGAAUUUUGAUGCUUAAAGCACUUGGUGUGUGCAUUUGUAUCAAAAUUUGCCCAUAUCUUUAUGAAGGAGGCUUGUUCUUUACGCCUCAGUUUAUUUAAUGUGAGGCAAGUAAAAAGACAACACUCCCAUUCUACGUGAUUCUGUGGUGCCAUGAGAUUUUAAAUAAUUCUGGAAAAAACUAAGAAAAUCACAUCUCUUGAGGUUUUGACUGAUUAUCCAUGUAGUACCUGAUGAAAAUAAUACCCUAACUCUUUAUAAUUUUUAACAUCUCUCUGCGAGAUCAUUUGGGGGCAAUAAAAAGUGACUUGACGUGUCCAAUCUCAUUUCAGAAUAAAAGCUGGCAUCCUUAAAAUUUUUAGAUUGCUUGCUUACAGGCAUAUAAGUAAGAAAUGUUGUGGGGAAACCAUUCCUUUUAGAGGAUUACUUUUUUCAAUUUUGGUUUUAGUAAUCUAGGCCUUGCCUGUAAAGAACAAAAGGUGGUUUUAAAUACUGUUUGUGGAAUGUGUUUAAAGGAUUGAUUCUAGAACCUUUGUAUAUUUGAUAGUAUUUCUAACUUUCAUUUCUUUACUGUUUGCAGUUAAUGUUCAUGUUCUGCUAUGCAAUCAUUUAUAUGCACGUUUCUUUAAUUUUUUUAGAUUUUCCUGGAUGUAUAGUUUAAACAACAAAAAGUAUUUAAAACUGUAGCAGUAGUUUGCAGUUCUAGCAAAGAGGAAAGUUGUGGGGUUAAACUUUGUAUUUUCUUUCUUAUAGAAGCUUCUAAAAAGGUAUUUUUAUAUGUUCUUUUUAACAAAUAUUGUGUACAACCUUUAAAACAUCAAUGUUUGGAUCAAAACAAGACCCAGCUUAUUUUCUGCUUGCUGUAAAUUAAGCAAACAUGCUAUAAUAAAAACAAAAUGAAGGAAAUAAUGAUUAACUGGAAUUAUUAUAGUUUUGAAUGAGAUUAUACAAUAACAGCGGAUUUAGGAGUAUUUUAAAUCAGUGUUGCACUAGGCACAGGUUUUACUUUGGAAAUGAUAGAACCUGCCAGAAAGGUACAUCUUUUACGUAGUACUUAAAAAUUCCUUAUGUAAUGUCAGAGUUGUUUCAUUAUUGCUUAUUAAACCCCUUGGGUUAAAUAACUUAGAGGUUAUUGGUAGUGUUAAGAUACGCAUUAAAAUGAAAUUUGAGUCAGCUAAUUUUAAGUUUAUAUUUUCAUUAUUAGAUGGACCAAUAAUUCUGCUCUUCCCCAUCCUAAACAAGAUGGAUUGGGCCUUAUGUUUAUGGUGUGAUUUAAAAUAUUUUUGCAUUGAAUGUUCGUGAGCACUUAAUAUUAAGUGAUAAUCACUGUGGGGAACUGGUUUAGGUGUUUUGUGGUUUGAGUUCAAGCUGCUUUAUAAUGACAAGUAUAGCUGAUAUUUAUUGAGUAUUUAUGAUGUGCCAGACACUGUUCUAAAAGCUUUAUGUGUUAACUCAUUUACUCAUCACGAAACCCUAUGAGAAAGAUACUUUUAUUUUCUCGUAUAACAGAUGAUAAGGAAAUGGAGGCACAAAGAAAAAGCAAUAAAAGGCAGAUCCAGGAUUUGAGCUCAGCCGGAUCCUUAGAUUUUUUUUUUUAAUGGACUGUAAUUAGAGUAGAUUGGGGAAAUAACCCGUUUAAUUUUUCUUAGUCUGUAUAGAAUUAGAAGUAAUAGUUUCGUUUUUAUUUUUUACUUGUGUCACUUAUUUUUAGACUCAUGCUAUUUUCUUGAGAACCUUAUAUGUUAUUUCUAAAGUGACAUACCUAAAUAACAUAGCUUCAAAGGGACUAUUUUAUAUUUGAACCCAUGAUAGGAUCCUACUGAUACUUAAGGAUCCUUAUACAGGGCUUUAAUGUUGGGUUACAUAGUUGAGUUCCAUAAUUAUUGAGUAUCUACUGUGUGUCUGGCACGGCUCAGUAUUGGAGUAGAACAUAUCAAGACUCAAGUGAGAGCUGACACUUCGCCUCUCUUUUUGCUUAAGAUCUCUCUGCAUUUUUUUUUUUUU